Boleophthalmus pectinirostris (great blue-spotted mudskipper) is the source of this 1639-nucleotide messenger RNA. Its product is annotated as SH3 and cysteine-rich domain-containing protein 2. The transcript is spliced from 11 exons. Gene Ontology annotation, molecular function: protein binding. Gene Ontology annotation, biological process: skeletal muscle contraction; positive regulation of protein localization to plasma membrane; positive regulation of voltage-gated calcium channel activity. Gene Ontology annotation, cellular component: extrinsic component of cytoplasmic side of plasma membrane. The record is from RefSeq and is a predicted model, not a curated record. Bases 15 to 1283 code for a protein of 422 amino acids. Lineage: Eukaryota; Metazoa; Chordata; Actinopteri; Gobiiformes; Gobiidae.
UUUACGCUUCACCGAUGAUGACUGAGAACAACGAGAUGGAGAGCGACUCGCAACUGCAGCGCUCCCCGAGCAACGUGCCCAUCCAGCCAGUGCCAUCCAAGUUGCAGAGGCUGAAGCGCUCCCUCUCCUUUAAGACCAUGAUGCGCAGUAAGAGCGUGGACAACUUCUUCCAGAGGUCCAACAGCGAAGCGCGCCUGCCCCCGGACUUCAUCACGGACCCCCCUCCCCCCUCGCCCCCGCUGGUGCCCGGCUCGCCCCUUCUGGGUGACGCCCGCUCCCCCUCGGUCUCUCCCUCCCUCAGCCCGAACCCCUCCGUGGCCUCUCACUCGCCCUGCCUCAGCCUCUCCCCCUCUCUGCCCGCCAAGCCCGUACGCCCCCAGAUCAACCACUGCUUUCAGGACCACGUGUUUCGCAAACCCACCAACUGCCAGCAUUGCAAGAACAUGAUUGUGGGAAACUCCAAACAGGCGCUGCGCUGCAAAACCUGCAAGAUGGCCGCUCAUCUGUGGUGCACCUCCGAUCUCUCACAGCAGCCCUGCUACGGAAAGUCCGGCGCGUUCAAGCGAAACUUCAGCUCUCCCAUGAUCAUCAACGACCAACUGGCUGUGGUCAAAGAGGUGCAGCCCAGCCAAGAAAGCCAUCGGUCCCGUGUGGAUCCCAUCUACGCCGCUCUGCGCUAUGGCACGUCUCUGGCCCAGAUGAGUCGCUCCAGUUUUGGAAGUUUGUCUGAGUCUCCCACACGCAGCCUGGGAGAGGGAGGAGAGGAGACGCAGAGACAGUACAGCAUGGAAGAGGAUAUGCCCACAGAAGCAGCAGAAAUUCCAGUGCCUGACGUGGAGAUAGAGAAGGAGGAAGAGUCCAGUGAUGUGCAGAACCAGACCCCAGCGGAGGAGAGCGGUGUAAAGGUUCCCAAGCGCAUUGAUGUUCAGUCCAUCCACACUUACGUCGCUCUGUACAAGUUUCUGCCUCAGGAGCAAAAUGACCUGGAACUACACCCUGGAGAUCGAGUGCAGGUCACAGACGACUCCAACGAAGAAUGGUGGAAGGGUAAAACUGGAGACCGCGUGGGCUUUUUUCCUGCUAAUUUUGUGCAGCGGGUGCGUCCAGGAGAGAGAGUGUGGAGAGUGAUCCAGAGCUCCCAGGGAAACCGUGAGCGAGGACACAUGGCUGUGCGAGAGUCCCAGAUCUGUGUGGGCAAAAGAGAAGACGGAGAGGUUUUUCUGAAGCUGAGCAGUGGAAAGAAGAGGGGUUUGGUGGCUGCCGACUCCAUAGAAGAAAUCUGAAAGUCUGCACUGGACCCGAGAGACUCAUUUAAACCACAAAAAACUCCUAAAGACACCUGCACCAUAUGCCUUUUUAGGGCAUUUUAAUUGGUCCAGAUUUGGGUACACAGUAGAGAUGCGCGGAUGGGCUAUUUUUUCAUCCGCAACCGCGAUACAAAACUCAUCAUCCGCCCGCUAUCCAUUUUGCACCGAAGGUUUUCAAAACCGCACCCGCCCGCCAUCCGCCGACUGAUUUUAGAUUUUAGAACAAUCAUACAGCAAACAAACUAAGGAGCCUCGAUAAAAAUGCAAACUAUAGCUCAUUCAUUCCAAAAUUCGCUCAGUGUGUAUGUUCAUUCUUAAUUGUCAGAGUCGGC